AUGAACCUCGACCAGCAGCAGUGGAAUUCGUGGCGCAACCAGCAUUUCAAUAUACCCCCCAUCAACAACCUCGCUGACCCCAAGAAAGUGGUCAUCCACUCUCUCCUCCGGUCCAAGCCAGACUAUACUUGGGACAUCCGAGACGGGCCACACACCGCGGACCCUGACAUGGUCACUGAGCGGCUCAGCGAUCAGGCGACAUACCCCGCGCUACAGAGCAUUAUCCUCACGUCGCCGUUGUUCCCCUGGCAGCUCCCUAUCCUCCCGCGCGUCACGCCCUUCGUGAGCGUCGGCGACGUGCUACACACGGUCCACGAGAUGGCCAUCACUCCGCUCUCGGCGGCGGACAUCGCUCUGCUCCCGGACGAAGAGGUUGUUCAGAGCGAGCUGCAUUACCAGACGCGCUGCGACUUUCUCGUGGACCCAAGCGAGCGCCGCACGGCGAAGGCCAAGGGCGUCCUCAGGAUGGAUGUACUGCACGGCCACCACUACUUCGCCGGCGUUGCGAUAUUCCCCAACAGCUCGCGCCCUGGACAAGUCUGGGAGCUGCGUCUCCGCUAG
This is a messenger RNA of Fibroporia radiculosa, 561 nucleotides long. RefSeq lists its product as uncharacterized. Bases 1 to 561 code for a protein of 186 amino acids. The transcript has a single exon. The record is from RefSeq and is a predicted model, not a curated record. Lineage: Eukaryota; Fungi; Basidiomycota; Agaricomycetes; Polyporales; Fibroporiaceae.